UCGAGCGGACUGUUGUGGAAAGGCUUGUACCGCCAGUUUUGAGAUUUGGUUUCCCUUUUUAUUCAGUGUGUUUUCACAAUAAUUGUUCUCAUAGAUAAUGGCCACAUUCAGGACACUGAGGAAGUUGUGUCAGCAUUCACAUCACCAAGCGUGUAGUCUUCAUCUGUCUGCUUCAAGGCAGGAGGCAGUGGUUAUCUCAGGCAGGAAGUUAGCCCGUCAGAUCCGGGAGGAGGCACAAGCGGAUGUGGAAGAGUGGGUCUCCGCCGGCAACCGUAGACCCCACCUCAGCGUGGUGCUGGUGGGAGACAACCCAGCCAGUCACUCCUAUGUCCUCAACAAGACCCGAGCAGCCGCUGAUGUUGGAAUAAGCAGUGAGACCAUACUGAAGCCGUCCAGUAUCUCUGAAGAGGAGCUGAUAGAUUUGAUCCAGAAGCUGAACUCAGAUCACAGAGUAGACGGCCUGCUGGUGCAGCUGCCCCUGCCAGAACACAUUGACGAGCGGCGUGUGUGUAACGCAGUGUGUCCAGAUAAAGAUGUCGAUGGUUUCCACGUGGUGAAUGUCGGUCGCAUGUGCCUUGAUCAGUCGUCUAUGCUUCCUGCCACUCCGUGGGGUGUGUGGGAGAUUAUCAAACGUACAGGCAUUCCCACACUGGGGAAGAAUGUGGUGGUUGCCGGGCGCUCAAAGAACGUUGGCAUGCCCAUUGCCAUGCUCCUGCACACGGACGGACGCCACGAGAGACCCGGGGGGGAUGCCACAGUAACCAUCUCCCAUCGUUACACACCCAAAGAGCAGCUCCGCCAGCACACCAAAAUUGCCGACAUCGUUGUUGCGGCUGCAGGUAUUCCCAACCUCAUUACCGCCGAUAUGAUUAAAGAGGGUGCAGCCGUCAUCGAUGUGGGCAUCAACAGAAUACAGGAUCCACUGACGGGCAAAAGCAAACUUGUUGGAGAUGUGGACUUUGAAGGCGUGCGGCAGAAGGCCAGCUACAUCACUCCUGUUCCAGGGGGUGUUGGUCCCAUGACUGUGGCCAUGCUGAUGAAAAACACGAUUAAGGCUGCAAAAAACCUCCUCUUGACCCCCCCUGAAAGAGUGCGCAUGGUAGCGUCCUCUUAAUGUCCUCCUUCAACCCCCCCCCUCCCCCUCCCACCCUAUACAUUCCACUCUGAGCCCCCACCUGUCUGGUUCCAGGAGUGCUGCACCGACUGAAAUGCAAUAGCUUUAUGGUCUAAUUUUGGAAGCUGGGCUCUUUCCCAUCUUGUCACCUGGCCUGGGUCCGACAGAUGAUUUUGUCCUUUAGGGUUUGAGAACAUGAAUGUAUUUCAUCCUUUUUAGCAUUCAUAUGACUCGAACCAAAAAUGCUCAGCUGUCAGAAUAUUCAAUACAACACCUAAAAUCCGUGCCUCUAAUGCAUUGUACAUCAUCUCUUUGACAGUGAUGUUUUGAGUUUUUUGUCUUCUCAGUUACAGUUUGGUUUGACAAUUUCAUAUUUAAAGAGGUUUUUGAUGAGGUCACUCUGUUAUUUUAUAUUUCAUUUAAGUUUUUAAUAGGCUGUUCAUUUGAGAAUUGUAGUUUAUUUAUUUAUUUUUUCUCUGAAACACUAUGUUGAAUGUGUAAAUGACAGGGUGUGCAUAAAGGUGUGAAAGACAAGUCAUUGUAGGUCAACUUAGAAAUGAAUAUGAGUGCUGUUUUCACUGCUGUUUGUUUUUCAUAAAAAUCUUCUGAUGGCAGCAGUGGGGAAAUAUGCUGAGGUUGUAUGCAGUGACAUAGCAGGUCAAUACAGACAUUGUGACAGUGAAUGGAGAUCUCAAAAAUACUUUCUAAAGAGCCUUUGUUUCCUCUGCGUCUGCCCUCCACACACGGCUGAAACAGACUUUCUGUAGUGACUCUGAUGGUUUUAGCCAGAACUGGCUGUCGGAGCAGAUUCUGACCUUCAUUUAGGGAUGGACUGUCACAGUAAGAGUGAUAGAAUGAUAGACAGAAUGGAGUUGUUAGCAUACACAGUUAUGAGAAGACCACGCAAGUCUUCAUGAAAAACAAAACAAAACAAAAGCUUUAAGUUU
This is a messenger RNA of Chanos chanos (milkfish), 2061 nucleotides long. RefSeq names its product methylenetetrahydrofolate dehydrogenase (NADP+ dependent) 2, methenyltetrahydrofolate cyclohydrolase (gene mthfd2). The coding region runs from base 98 to 1114 and encodes 338 amino acids. Gene Ontology annotation, cellular component: mitochondrion. Gene Ontology annotation, biological process: tetrahydrofolate interconversion. The record is from RefSeq and is a predicted model, not a curated record. Lineage: Eukaryota; Metazoa; Chordata; Actinopteri; Gonorynchiformes; Chanidae. Gene Ontology annotation, molecular function: methylenetetrahydrofolate dehydrogenase (NAD+) activity; methylenetetrahydrofolate dehydrogenase (NADP+) activity; methenyltetrahydrofolate cyclohydrolase activity. The transcript has 8 exons.